AUCCGUUGCGCAGGCGCACUAGUUUUCUCUGGCUGUAGUUCUCAUGCAGUUGACGUAUUCUGCGUCUGCGCAUUACUUGCUUCGCGCCUUGGCCGGCCUAUACGCCUGCGCAAAGUGGCAACUCGAGGAGGGCGGAGCUGGGAUAUUAGCUGUGCGCAUGCGCCGACGCUAUAUCCGGUGUGGUGGUCUGGUCAGUUAGGAGUUUGAGGGUACGCCGGCGGGAAUAUUCAGCUUGAAGCCGACUGUAGUCAUGUCGGCGUCUGUGUUGUCGGUCAUCUCGCGGUUUUUAGAAGAGUACUUGAGCUCCACUCCUCAGCGUUUGAAGUUGUUGGACGCAUACCUCCUGUAUAUACUGCUGACCGGAGCGCUGCAAUUCGGUUAUUGUCUCCUCGUGGGGACCUUCCCCUUCAACUCCUUCCUCUCGGGCUUCAUCUCUUGUGUGGGGAGCUUCAUCCUAGCGGUUUGUCUGAGAAUACAGAUCAACCCACAAAACAAGGCGGAUUUCCAAGGCAUCUCCCCAGAGCGAGCCUUUGCUGAUUUUCUCUUUGCCAGCACCAUCCUUCACCUUGUUGUCAUGAACUUCGUUGGCUGAAUCGUUCCUGUUUACUUAACUGAGGAGGAGGAGACUAGAAGAAUGUUCACCUUUUAAUUUCCCCUGGAUAAGAGCUCUUUGAGAUGGCAGUUUGCUGGACACAUGGAUUUUCUUCAGAUUUAUGCUUACUACCAACUCUUUGGGGUGCAGGUGGAGAGCCUAGAGAAGUUCCCUGCCUUCCGAGCCAGAACAACUUUGUAAUAAGCAUUUGUUAGCAUAGCCUCUGCCUUCCAUACAGUGUAACCUUUCUGCCUUCCAAAUUAAAAAGCUCCAUGCCCCUCCUU
Messenger RNA from Odocoileus virginianus texanus, 876 nucleotides. It is a transcript of the gene DAD1, whose product is annotated as defender against cell death 1. Gene Ontology annotation, cellular component: oligosaccharyltransferase complex; membrane. The record is from RefSeq and is a predicted model, not a curated record. Gene Ontology annotation, biological process: protein N-linked glycosylation. Lineage: Eukaryota; Metazoa; Chordata; Mammalia; Artiodactyla; Cervidae.